CUCGUUGUCUCUGCCCCCCCCCCCCACCAUUAAGAGACCCCGGAGCGGGGCCCCCCUCGACUCGCUGCCCAGGGCUCUGCGUGCGGCGACCACAGGACACGGGAGGCCGCAUGCGAAGCCAGGCUCCCUCGAUGGGGCGAGUCACGCUUGUGCCGCUCCCCGUGCCUUCCUGCGCCAAGUUCAGCAACCAGCCCGACAUCGCCUCCAACAAGAUCCUCAUACUGGAAUUGACUGAAUGGUUAUGUAUAUGGAUUUUUAAUAAACACUAAGAGAAGUAAUUUUAAUUCGAGUUAAUCCUUUAAGCUUCUGCACCAAGCCAAGCUUAGCAUUCUUAUUAAAACGCUCGUUCGCCGAGAGCGAGAAUCGUACGUCGCUAGGGCGAGCGGCGGAGGGAUCCGCUGGGUUUGCUCGGAAGAAAGCACGAGGGAAGCGGAGUUUGGGGGAAGGGGGGGGUAGAGGGGGGGGGCGACAAGAUGGAAGAAGCCCUCCUGGAUGGGGCGUCCAACCGCAAGCAUCGGCGGAACCCGGAGCCGCCCGCGGGCGUCAACCGCAACAGCCGCAAUAACAACCACGGCGGCGGCGGCGGCGGCGAUGAAGCCAGAGGCAACGGUCGCGUGCAGGACGGCGCCGCCCGCUCGCCAUCUGAAGGAGACGCGACGAUGGCGUUGUUGGGAAGAGGAGGAGGAGGUGGUGGGGACGAGGCGGAGAAAGCGGUGGAGCCCUGGCCCGGCAAGGAGAGCGGCAGCGGCGUGGCCGCCGUGCCCGGCGGGGAUGGGGAUGAGUCUGAGAGCGACAGCGACAGCUCGGUGGAGGAGCUGCCCCUGCGCCAGUGGGUGAUGAACGGCGCCAUCACCUUCGGGCGGGAGUUCUGCUACGCGGUGGACACUGCGCUCGUCACGCCCGUGCUGCUCACCAUCGGCCUGCCUGAGCAGUACUACUCGCUCACGUGGUUCCUCAGCCCCGUGCUGGGUCUCAUCUUCACGCCGCUCAUCGGCUCGGCGAGCGACCGCUGUACCCUGCGCUGGGGCCGGCGCCGCCCGUUCAUCCUCGUGCUCAGCAUCGGCACGCUCAUCGGCAUCAUGCUCUUCCUCAACGGCGCCAACAUCGGGCUGGCGGUGGGCGACGUGCCGGGCGAGCAGCUCGUGGGGAUCGUGGUGACGGUGCUCGGGGUGGUGCUCCUGGACUUCUGUGCGGACGCCGCAGACGGCCCGGUGCACGCGUACCUCCUGGACAACGCCGACACGGAGGAGCAGGACCGCGCGCUCAGCAUCCACUCGCUUGCCGGCAGCCUGGGCGGCGCGCUGGGCUACAUGAUGGGUGGCAUCGACUGGACGCACACGCCGCUGGGCCUCGCCUUCCGCUCGCAGCAGCAGGUGCUCUUCUUCUUCACGUCGCUCGUGUUCACCGCCUCGCUGCUGCUGCACCUCUUCAGCAUCCCCGAGGAGGUGUACACGGGGCCCGUCAGCGACGAGGGCUCGUCGCGCGCCAUCAACUCGGCCCGCGCCAACUCCUCGCUGCAGCCGAACCUCGAAGAGGGGGAGGGGGCGGCUACCGACGCCGCCGACGCGGCGGCGGCGUCGUCGUCGCGCGACCCGGAGUGCGGCCUCGACGACCGCGACCUGGACGACGAGUCGGGCGGGCCGGCGGGCGACGGCGGGCGCUCGCAGGCGCUGUCGUGCCUGUUCGCCGACGAGGUGCGCUCGAACCACGAGGUGUACAUGGGCCGCGACGACGACGACGACGUCCACGAGGCCGAGCUGCUACGAUCGCAGAGCGACUCGGUGCUGCACAUGGGCGACGUCGGCUCCGAGCUGCUCUACCUCGGCUGCAUGGAGCCCUCCGAGUUCGACGGCCCCUUCAUGACGCCGGCGCACGCCACGGCCGAGGCCGCCCGCAGCAACGACAGCCUGGCCGGCGCCGCGGAAGACCGGGAGGGAAGCGACGCCCCGUUCCUGCUGCCGCCGCUGGACGACGCGGGCGCCGGUGGCGAGCUCCUGGGGGUCGCGGCGGACGGAGGAGUGGGGGACGGGCGCCGCCUGGCCAACGGGACCAAGGCGAAGGGAAGGCCGCAGCAGCAGCACGGCGUGGGGCUGAGGCCCCGCUCGGCGUCCAUGCGCCGGCGGCACCAGCAGUUCUACCAGCGGCAGGCGACGUACGACUUCUACGCCUACUCGGGGCGGCUGGGGUCGCACCGCUACCGGCACCGGCGCGCCAACGCCUUCCUGCUCAUCAAGGCGUCGCGCAGCCUCAACGACCUCUACGAGCUGCAGCGGCGACAGCGCAUGAGGAUGCAGCAGCGCACGAGGCUGCGGCACGCGAGCAGCGCGACGGAGGAGAGCGAGGGCAGCGAGUCGAGCGACGAGGUGGAGAUGGAGAUGUCCGUGCGCCUGCUGUGGCUCUCCAUGUUCAAGAUGCCGCGGCAGCUCCUGCGCCUCUGCCUGUGCCACCUCAUCACGUGGGUGUCCAUCAUCGCCAUGUCUGUCUUCUACACCGACUUCAUGGGCCAGGUGGUCUUCCAAGGCGAGCCUACGGCCCCCCACAACUCGACGGAGCUGGAGAACUACAACAAGGGGGUGCAGUAUGGCUGCUGGGGCCUCGUCAUCUACGCCGCCACGGCCGCCCUGCUCUCCGGCCUGCUGCAGCGCUACACAGUCCACCGGGACGUGAGCCUCAAGCUGCUGUACAGCGUCGGCACGCUGGGCUUCUCGCUCGGCAUGGCCGUGAUGGCUGCAGUGCCCAACCUGGCCGUGUCCAUGACGAUGAUCGGCACCAUGGGGCUGCUCUACGUGGUGCUGUCCUACUGCCCCUACGCCAUGCUGGGCUUCUACCACGAGGACGAUGAGUACGUACGGCACAGCCCCGGCGGCACGCGGCGCGGGCUGGGCAUCGACUGCGCCAUCCUGUCGUGCCAGGUGUACAUCUCCCAGAUCCUGGUGGCGGCCGGCAUCAGCGUGGUGAUCGACGCGUUCGACACCGUGCGCUCCGUGCCCGUCGUCGCCUCCGCCGCCGCCUUCCUCGCCUUCCUCGCCGCCACCUUCAUCCUCAUCUACCCGGACGACGACGACGAGGAGGAGGAGAAGGAGAAGGAGGAGGGGAAGGAAGGGAGGGCCCAGGACGGCACGGGAGGAGGGAAGGGAGGCGGCGGCGGCUGUGCGCAGGAAGAGCGGCGGAGGAGGGCGCCGGCCACGCUGCAGCUGCGGCGCAAGCCUGGCAAGGGGGUGGAGGUGGAGGUGGAGGAGGCGGCGGCGGUGGUGGCGCCGACACCAUCGGCGGCGGCGCUGCAGCUGGAGACG
Petromyzon marinus (sea lamprey) is the source of this 3293-nucleotide messenger RNA. It is a transcript of the gene SLC45A4, whose product is annotated as solute carrier family 45 member 4. Lineage: Eukaryota; Metazoa; Chordata; Hyperoartia; Petromyzontiformes; Petromyzontidae. Gene Ontology annotation, cellular component: membrane. Gene Ontology annotation, molecular function: sucrose:proton symporter activity. The record is from RefSeq and is a predicted model, not a curated record. Gene Ontology annotation, biological process: transmembrane transport.